This is a messenger RNA of Pieris brassicae (large cabbage white), 437 nucleotides long. RefSeq names its product 40S ribosomal protein S27 (gene RpS27). Lineage: Eukaryota; Metazoa; Arthropoda; Insecta; Lepidoptera; Pieridae. Gene Ontology annotation, biological process: ribosomal small subunit assembly; translation. Gene Ontology annotation, cellular component: cytosolic small ribosomal subunit; ribosome. Gene Ontology annotation, molecular function: structural constituent of ribosome; RNA binding. The transcript is spliced from 3 exons. The coding region runs from base 59 to 313 and encodes 84 amino acids. The record is from RefSeq and is a predicted model, not a curated record.
UUUUAGAUAGGCAAUACUGAUAGUUUCCCUUUUCUGGUUUUGCGUUGAAGCUGAAACCAUGCCGCUCGCAAUUGACUUAUUGCACCCAUCCCCAGCGUCGGAGAGAAGGAAGCACAAGCUUAAAAGGCUAGUGCCCCACCCUAACUCAUAUUUCAUGGAUGUGAAGUGCCCUGGAUGUUACAAAAUUACCACUGUAUUCAGCCAUGCACAGAGAGUCGUCGUUUGCGCAGGAUGCUCAACGAUUCUUUGCCAGCCCACAGGUGGUCGUGCGAGACUAACUGAAGGGUGUUCAUUUAGAAGAAAACAACACUAAGCCGCCUGGAGAGAGAGCCCUAAUUUAAGAUUGCAUUUUUUUUCUGAAAGUAUGAAUAUUUUUCUUAUUCAUCUUAUUUGUUAAAGCAUUAUAAAUAAAGGCUUUUUCAAAGGGUAACUGAGUU